Molecule: messenger RNA, 1205 nt
Organism: Caenorhabditis elegans
Lineage: Eukaryota; Metazoa; Nematoda; Chromadorea; Rhabditida; Rhabditidae
Gene: F54D10.4
Exons: 6
Coding region: 12-578 (188 amino acids)
Source: RefSeq, marked reviewed
UCAAGCAGAAAAUGACUCUUAAAUCCGCGAAAAAGGAUCCAACGGAGCAGGAGCCAAAAUUCGACGCUGAAAAAAGCAUUGAAGAGUCGCUGGAGGCUCUGAUUUCCGCCUUGCCGCCGCUCUCAACAGACGAUGUCAGAUUUUUUACCGUAAAAAGUGAGCAAAUUAAGAAGAGAAAGAAGACGGGUAAAAUCCCGGAAAAUUGUGAAAAUUUGAAGAAUCUUGAGCAGGAAUUGACUGAAACAAAGUCAAAACUUGCGAAAAAAGAAAUGGAGCAUCAAGUUCUCUUGCAAGCGUAUACAAAAAUCGCCAAAGAGAAGGAUGAGGAACCGACGUUGGAGCAAAGUCUGAAACAAGCCGAGCCCAAUAAAGUGUGCAUCUCCAGAGGAAGCCAGACCGCGAAAAAAUAUGAUCAUUUGAAAAAAAUCACGCUGGGCGAAUCUUUUUGCUCAUAUCGAUUCGAUAAAAUGCUCCAACAAGGAUCACGAGAACAGUUUUCAGGAUUUGAGCACACGUUUAGCGAAUUUAGAGAAUGUUAUCGAGAAAAAUACGACUUCUCAAAACGAAAGAAUUAUUGAUUUAAUCGAGGCGUCCAAAAAAUCGAAAAGCUCACAGGAUGCGAUGUGGGAAGCUAUUCGGAAUAAUAAGCAUGUAUCAAUGUGCAAUGUAGAAAUUGCGAAUAAAUUCACUAUGUUACGAGAUGAUGUGGAUUCGAUAGCUGCCGAUCUAAAUUCAGUUUGCAGGGAAAUAUCAAGACUGUCUGUCGGCCAAAUUGCCAAGUCAAGAGAUGAACUGACGUCGACGGUGAAAAAUCUGAGUUCGAUUUACAAAGAUUUUGUGGAUCUUCGUUUCGGUUCAAGCCUUGUGCGGCGAUAUGAUUUGGAAAAGAUUAUGGCCAACCAGAAGCUGAUUCAAGAGAAAUUAGCGGAGCUACAAGCCGGUCAAACCUCAUUUGCCGAAUUGAUUUCUUCAAAGUACGAAGAAUUCAUGGAUCAAAGUACAUUCUGGAAAGUUGCUGAAGUUUCAAUGGUGAUCGUUCUGAUUUGGGCCAUUUUCAAGAAAAAAGGAGCCAGUCCGAAACUCGAGAUCGUCAAAGCUCCUCCAAUCAGGCUUCCACCUGUCAAAUCUCCAUCAUUUUUCGAGCGUCUAUUUUCCUAGACUUUUUCGUGUAUAUUGUUAUUUAUUGAAAGUGAACAAAAAUGUAU